Peromyscus eremicus (cactus mouse) is the source of this 2065-nucleotide messenger RNA. It is a transcript of the gene Slco5a1, whose product is annotated as solute carrier organic anion transporter family member 5A1. The annotation marks the transcript as partial. Gene Ontology annotation, biological process: transmembrane transport; sodium-independent organic anion transport. The transcript has 9 exons. Lineage: Eukaryota; Metazoa; Chordata; Mammalia; Rodentia; Cricetidae. Gene Ontology annotation, molecular function: protein binding. The record is from RefSeq and is a predicted model, not a curated record. Gene Ontology annotation, cellular component: membrane.
AUGGACGAAGGGGCUGUGCAGUCCCGGGCCCAAGAGCAGCUGGAGGCACCUGCCGAGGUAGGAGCUGUCCAAGAGAAGUGCGAGUCAGAGACCUUCAGGUCUAAGAGUUUACCGGUCCUGCACAGCGCCUCCUGCCGGCCGAAUCUCAGUGCUGGGAAUGCAGAUGGAGAACUGGCCUCGGGCUGCACUGAAUCUUCGGGUCACCAGGAGAUGCAUGGAGGAGGGAACCUGAUCGUCCCUAGUCCCUCUGCCCCAUCCACUUCGGCAGGGACUACAGCGGAAGUCGUGGACUGUAACCACAAGAUGGACCCCAGCAAAACUAUGUCAGUGUCUUCUACUCUGGCCACACUCCAGGAGAGAAGGUGUCUCUACGUGGUCCUUACGGAUUCUCGCUGCUUCCUAGUGUGCAUGUGUUUUCUGACCUUCAUCCAGGCGUUAAUGGUCUCUGGGUACCUGAGCAGUGUCAUCACGACCAUUGAAAGGCGCUAUAGCCUGAAGAGUUCCGAGUCCGGGCUGCUGGUCAGCUGCUUUGACAUAGGGAACCUGGUAGUGGUGGUGUUCGUCAGCUACUUUGGCGGCCGUGGGCGAAGGCCUCUAUGGCUGGCGGUGGGUGGACUUCUUAUCGCUGUUGGGGCUGCUCUCUUCGCCUUACCUCACUUCAUCUCACCUCCCUACCAAAUCCAAGAGUUGAACACGUCGGUCUCCAACGAUGGCCUUUGUCAGAAUGGCAACUCCACGGCCACCUUGGAGCCUCUUCCCUGCCCCAAGGACUCGGGAGGAAAUAAUCACUGGGUGUAUGUAGCUUUAUUCGUUUGUGCACAGGUUCUCAUUGGAAUGGGCUCCACACCGAUUUACACCCUGGGACCAACCUAUUUAGAUGACAACGUCAAGAAAGACAACGCAUCCUUGUACCUAGAAAAGGCACCUCCUCCUAUUUGGGUGGUGCUGGAGCUGGAAGUGAGGGACCUCCGUAUGACGGGCAAGCGCUCUUCCACCGAGCUACACAACAAACCCCUCAAGUCACCUUUUACGCCAAAGGCUGCCUCUAAGGGUGACCAAAGCUUGAGUGACAGCUAUCACUCCCUGAAGAAGAAGAAGAAGUUUAUUUUGCCUCACAGUUUGAGGGUGGACUCUGUCCUGGUGGAGAAGGCACGACAACAGGACUGUGAGGUGCCUGGUCACCUGGUGUCCAUAAUCAGGGAGCAGAAAGAGACGGAUGCUGGUCCUCAGCUCACUUUCUCCUUCUUUAGUUCAGGACCUCAGCCACAGGAUGGUGCCAGCCACAUUCACGAUGAGUCUUCCCCUGUCUGUUGUAGCAGCAAGGAGUCCAAAAUCCCGGUGUUGGCGGAUUUGCUGUCUGGUGAAGUGCACAUUAACGCCCUCUUCCUCCUCUUCCCAGGUGUCAUCAUUGUCCCCAGUGCUGGCGUUGGCAUCGUCCUGGGAGGCUACAUCAUAAAAAAAUUGAAGCUUGGUGCAAGAGAGUCCGCCAAACUGGCGAUGAUCUGCAGCGGGGUGUCUUUGCUCUGCUUUUCAACCCUGUUUAUUGUUGGAUGUGAAAGCAUCAAUCUAGGUGGCAUAAACAUCCCUUACACCACAGGGCCUUCUCUCACCAUGCCUCAUAGGAAUCUGACAGGAAGCUGCAAUGUUAAUUGCGGUUGUAAAAUACAUGAAUAUGAGCCAGUCUGCGGAUCAGAUGGAAUCACAUACUUCAACCCGUGCCUGGCUGGCUGUGUCAAUAGUGGCAAUCUUAGCACCGGGGUUCGGAAUUACACAGAGUGCGCCUGCGUCCAGAGCCGACAAGUGAUCACCCCGCCCACGGUGGGUCAGCGCAGCCAGCUCCGCGUGGUCAUUGUGAAAACCUAUCUCAAUGAGAACGGCUACGCUGUGUCUGGGAAGUGCAAACGCACCUGCAAUACCCUCAUCCCCUUCUUGGUCUUCCUUUUCAUAGUUACCUUCAUCACAGCCUGUGCCCAGCCGUCAGCCAUUAUAGUAACACUCAGGUCUGUGGAAGAUGAAGAAAGGCCCUUUGCGCUGGGAAUGCAGUUUGUUUUGUUGCGAACACUUG